Engraulis encrasicolus (European anchovy) is the source of this 3421-nucleotide messenger RNA. It is a transcript of the gene immt, whose product is annotated as inner membrane protein, mitochondrial (mitofilin). Lineage: Eukaryota; Metazoa; Chordata; Actinopteri; Clupeiformes; Engraulidae. The record is from RefSeq and is a predicted model, not a curated record. Gene Ontology annotation, cellular component: MICOS complex. Bases 168 to 2528 code for a protein of 786 amino acids. Gene Ontology annotation, biological process: cristae formation. The transcript has 14 exons.
AGAACGCAUGCGUGCCUUUUCUGUCACUCGGCUUGCUAAACGGCGCUAGGGGAAAAUUGCUGUGCUGGGGCACGACAGCAUAUGAGGUUUAUCAUCUUAUAAUGUUAUACUGAUCGGAACCUCAUUCUGUUCCUUGAAACUACUGCGCUAAGGGAGUAACGACCACAAUGCUGCGUGUCUGUUUGAGAGGGGCAAAUGCAGCAGCGCGGCAAUGUGUUUGUGGGAAAGUGGCCGGCCACCCUCCCUUGCAGCACUGUCGUCGCUACACCUCAGCCGGAGACUCAGGAGUAAGUGCGGGCAAAAUUGUGGCUGCCAGCCUUCUAACAGUGGGCGGUGGGCUUGGCGGCACAAUCAUUUAUGCCAAAUGGGACCCCAAAUUCCGUUCAAAUGUUGAGAAGACCGUCCCAUACUCCGACAAGGUGUUUGGGAUGACGCUGGGUCCCCCUCCGCCUCCUGUCAUCGUGCCAAAGAAACCGGCAAAAGUGGAGCCCCUGCAGAUCUCCUCAGUGUCCGAGGCCACCAAGGACUCCAAGCAGCCGAAGAAGGAGAAGAAGGCCAAGGAGGCCGCGCCACCCCCAGAGGAGGCCCCAGCAGUGGAGGAGGCCCCCGCUGAUGCUGCUGCACCUCCUCCACCACCUCCUGCCCAGACCAUCGAGGAGGCCUCCGCCGAGGCUGCCCACAUCAUCUCGGCCAUCAGCGAUGUGCCCUCCGUGCCCGCGCCGGGCACCGUCGACGAUGCCUCUGCUCCUCCUCCUCCUCCCGCGGCGGAGCCCGAGGCGGAGGCUGCUCCCUCAGCCGAGGCCGCAGCUUUGCCUGCAGGGGAAUGUACGGAGUGUGCUCAUGAGCCUGCUACACUGAAAGAGAGGCCCGCGGAGGAGGUGACUGCUCUCCUGGCUGCCAAGGAUGCGGCUGAGCAAGACACUCUGGCAUCCAUCUCCAGUAAUCUGGACGAGACGCUAGGCAGCUCGGCCAAGACCACCAUGGCGGCCAUCGGAGCCCAGGAGGCCGCCCUCGCAGCCAUCGCCGUCCACACAGAGAAGCUGAAGGAGGCCAUGGACGAAGAGGGUGCCGCGGACACAAAGUCAGCCCAGUGGAGGGCGCUGGAGGAGGCCCUGAACGAGCGCAGCAAGGCUGUGGACGAGGCCGGAGCCGCCCUCCUCAGAGCCAGAGAUGAGCUUGAGAAACUAAAAGGAGUGAUCACCUCUGCUAAGGACACCAACAUUGAUGCGGCACGGCCACAGGUGUUGGCAGCUGAGGAGAACCUGCAUAACAUGAUUGUAGACCUGGACAAAGUGGUGGGCAAGGUCCAGUUAGCCCAGUCCGAGGCAAAGAUCGUGUCUCAGUAUAGUGACCUGGUCAACGAAGCCAAGGCUCAGUUCCAGAAGGAGCUGGACAGCAUCACACCGGAAAUCAAAGCCAGCUGGAAGGGACUUGCCGGCAAGCUGACCACAGACGACCUGAACUCCCUGAUCGCGCACGCACACCGGCGUAUCGACCAGCUGAACCGCGAGCUGGCAGAGCAGCGUGUGCGGGAGCAGAUCCACAUCGAGACGGCGCUGGACCAGCAGAAGCUGGAGCACCAGAAGGCCCUUGAGACGGCCGUGCUCACCGCACUGGAGCACAACCGCGAGGAGAUGAGGCUCGAGCAGGAGAAGAAGGUGGCAGAGGUGCGGGAGGUGAUGGAGGCGGAGAUGCGCACGCAGCUGCGCAGGCAAGCGGCUGCACACACAGACCAUCUGCGCGACGUGCUCAAGGUGCAAGAGCAGGAGCUCAGAGCAGAGGCCGAAGAGACCCUGACCAACAAAAUGCAGGAGCAGGAGACCCACUACCGCAGGCUGACCCAGGAACAGCUGGACGCCUUCACGCUGGACAUGAACGCCGCCUACGCCAGGCUCAAGGGCGUGGAGGAGGCCAUCGACAGUCACGUGAUCGCUGAAGAGGAGGCGCGUAAGGCCCACCAGUUGUGGCUCUCUGUAGAGGCCCUGAACUACUCCCUCCGCACGUCCGGCGCCGACGCCCCCACAGAGCCCCUGGAGGCCGCCGCCCUGGCCGUGCGUGAGAGCUGCGCCGACAACGAGUUCGCCCAGGCGCUGGCGACGUCCCUGCCCACCGAGUCGCUCAGCCGCGGCGUGUACAGCGAGGCCUCGCUGCGCGCCCGCUUCCAGGACGUGCGGAAGCUGGCGCGACGCGUGGCGCUGAUCGACGAGACGCGCAACAGCCUGUACCAGUACUUCCUGUCGUACGUGCAGGCCGCGCUGCUCAUGGAGCCCGAGCAGGAGAGGCCGCCCGAGCGCCUGUCGCCCACCGACCUGGACACCUUCAAGCUGCUGUCCUACGCCUGCUACAGCAUGGAGCGCGGAGACCUGGAGCUAGCCGCCAAGCUGCUCAACCAGCUGACGGGCGAGCCGCGCCGCGUGGCCCAGGACUGGCUCAACGAGGCACGCCUCACCCUGGAGACCCGGCAGGCCAUCAGCCUGCUCUCAGCCUACGCUAACGCCGUGGGGCUGGGCACCACCCAGGCACCAUGAGCCGCCCUCCCAAAACCUCCAGCCUCAUCACCCAGAACCAGGGGUGCAUUUCUCGAAACCGUAGUUGCGAAGUAAUUUCCCCACUGGCAACUACCCACGUUGCUAACUGGUUAUAACGACUACACUUUCGAGAAACGCAACCCAGAGCUGGAAGACACGUGGAGAAUACGGAGAGUUGGGAGAUAUUACGAAGUUCUGCAGGAGGCGACUGUCACGCGAGCUGUAUAUUUUCUAAGUGCCGCGGCUCAGGCCCCAGGUAGCUAACAAGGAAACGCUUUUGAUGUAUCUGUGUUUCCCUCCCAGUCUCCUGAGAUAUGUUUUUUUUUAUUUAAGAGUCUAAAGGAACGAUAUCAGUCAGAAGUCCCGAAGCACUUUUUUUUUUGUUUUUCAAACAAUGUGGCAUUAGCCUGCUUAAACUAAAAAAAAUAACGUGGCCUACCACUUGAAACAGGAAUGGAAAUAAGAAUAAACAAAGAACAAACUGUUCUGAAUGUUGACAUGUACCUCAUAUGCAUACAUGAAUUUCGUCAAGUUUAGCCGUUGUACGGGAAAGAAUAUGCCACUCCCUUGUAUAUAAAGAAUGCACCCCUCUUCCUACUCACUGAUUUCAUUGCUGUGUGUGAGCUUUGCAGCCUCAGCCAGCCUCCAGGUUCAUACACAUGCUAGAUUUUACACCUAUGACACUAGCCAUCUUCACUGUUUUAAAGCCCACCACACACAGACACGUCGAAGGUUGUUGUUCAAUUUUGUCAAUGUUCCCAUUCUUUCAUCUGGUCAACCCAACUGACCACAGGCAAGACAUUCAAAUAAGAAAUCCUGUCCAUGUUUUUUUGUCAUGCUACACUUCUCCCUUAGUAACAUUGGAUACUAAUAAAUCAUGGAUGUUGUGAGUA